Molecule: messenger RNA, 4551 nt
Organism: Rhagoletis zephyria (snowberry fruit fly)
Lineage: Eukaryota; Metazoa; Arthropoda; Insecta; Diptera; Tephritidae
Biological process (GO): proteolysis
Molecular function (GO): zinc ion binding; metallocarboxypeptidase activity
Source: RefSeq, a predicted model, not a curated record
UGUGAGCAGAAGGAAGUGAAAGUAGUUCAAAUUUAAGAAAUCUCAAAAUAUUUAAGCCUUUAAUUAAAAAAGUUUUAAUUAAAACAGUAAAAAAAUGUUAUGCUUUUUCGUGGUCACAAAGUUACUCAUGCUCAAAUUACUGCUGGCCAGCAUAUCCGGCUUGCACGCUUACGAUUUUGGUUAUCAUCCGAGCGCCGAGGAACUCGAUAAUUUCUUACGCGAAACGCAACGUACGUGGACGCGCGAUUUGCUAGCCAACGAGCACCGGCGCGCGUGGAGCGCAAAACCGCAGUUUCGAGAUGUAGCCGAGAAUUUUGUGCCAAAAUACAACUACGACAAAGAGCAGUCACAAACGGCAACGAAGCAGGUGACGUCAUGGCCAGGACAUGUGCAGCGCAUCGGUCGACCACAGCAACAUCGCUAUGAAUCACCCAGUGUGGCUGCGGCAGCGCAUGCGCUGAAGGGGAAUGCUGUUGGUUCGAGCUUGAAUUUUCAUUUGUUCAGCAACGAGCAAAAUGAGGAUGCGGAUGGUGAUGGUGCUGCGGGCGAAGUAAACGCUGCAGACCUGCCAGGAGUGCUAAAGUUUAGUAACUUGCAGCCACAAACAAGGCCGCCUAACUCCAAGCCAUCAAGACCGCAACGUCCUAAUAAGCAAACGCUAAGUAGCGUUAUCGAAAUUGCCACUUCGGCUGAGUCACCAAAGCGGCCAACUCAGGCUAAUCAAAGCUUUGGCGGUUUCUAUAAAAACCAUACCGAGACACAGUUUCCCAUAUAUUUUUCCAACCCAGUCACUGGCAUUAUCUAUGCGAUUACUGAAGUGGGACGCGCGCCGUAUAACAUUAGUAAGCCUACUUCUGCUAACAGCACUAUUUCGCUUUAUGUCUCGAAGGAGCAAUACGAGCGUGACUUAUAUUUGCAACGCAAGCACUACGAACAGAGCUGUCAGUCUGUACAAGUAAAGUAUUUGCCUAAGCGUAAUAGCACAGUCACGAUAGCGCAUACCACAACGCCUCCUCAAAUAAUACGUCUACAAAAGCCGUCGACAUUCAAAUUGCCGAUCGCUAAGUUACCCAGUCAUCUUAGUAAACCGCCACCUGUUACAGUACAAACCGAAUUGACAAUCAGCGAUCAGGUCCAAUUGCCGACGCGCAAGCAUAAACCCAAAGUCAAGCGAAAGAACAAGAAGAAGCCAAAUAGACCCGGAAGAAAGCCAACUGUCACACGUAAUGAGCUGCCGCAAAUAAUCAAAGGUGUGCGUGUAUCAACGCCAAAGCCACAAACAAGCACCGAGAAGCAACAAGUCGCCACCCAACUGGAGAAGCCAAAUUACACGCAAACAGUUUUCAGCAAGAGUCCAAUUGAAUCCACGGAAGCUAUACUGAUGAGUUUGUCAGCGAAAAGCGACCAGUCUGAGGAGCAUCAGGUGCGUAAGCGCUCUGUGACUAAUAUACGCGCUUACAUGGAUCACGCGCAGAAUGUGACGAUAAUCGAUAAGUAUCUUAAGGAUCCGGUAGCUUUGCGUCCAAUUCAUGAAGUGGAAAAGGUGAAAGACAAAAGCGUGGAAGCAAAAAGAGUCACAGCGCGAACAAGAACUGUAAAACGGGCCAGAGUGAGAAAACGUCAAUCGAAGCUAGGGAAUUACACCGAAAUGAAUUCCUUAACCAAUAGUGCAUUCAAUCGCACCAACUGGAAUGUGCUGAAGCAGCACAAAGGAGGAUCUAAUGCAACAAACAGCAGAAAUAAUACAGCCAUAAAGCCAACUUCGACUAAUCACACCGUGAACUACGAUGCGACAACGCAGUUACCGUCAAUAGCGCUCAGCACUUCCCGCAAUAAUGCGCAGAAAAGAAAAACUAAAAGCAAGAAAAGGCGUAAGAAGGAAAAAGUUGAAAAAAGGGGUGAGUUCGACCUCUUCGACUUUGGCGACGAUGAAGACGAAGACGACGAUGAUGAGGAAUCUGCAGAUCGCAACGAUGGCGAAGAUGAUGAAGAGGACGACGACAAUGCUGGUUCCUACGAAGAUGACGAAUGGUCUUACUAUGACUUCGAGCCCACUGGCAGCACGAAAAUGAAAAAACGCAAGCGGCAUAAAAAUCACAAGGAAUCGAAAGAACCUGAGAGCUUCGAAGAAGCAGAAGAUUAUACUGAUGAAACCUCAGAAACAUCUGAAAUAACUAAUCAUCCAGCCAACUCCAUAAUAAUAAAUGAUGGCAGUUCAGCUGAGCCGGGUGCAGACUUUGGAGCAAUCGAGUCGGAGGAAAACAGCCUUACUAGUCCACCAAGUACCACCACCACCACCACGACCACAACCACGACUACGACUACGACUACGAAAAAACCAAGCAUUUACACUAAGGCAGCAAGCAAAAAACGCAUACGCCGACGUCCAACUUCCAGCGAUAGCUCAGCAUCUGAUGAAGACUAUGACUACGAAGACGGUGGUGGUGUUGGCGGUAUUGGUGGAUUUUUUCGUAUGAUCUUCUAUCCUGUGCAAGUGCUAAUGAAUGGUAUGGCAGAUAAUUUUGUCAGUAAAGAAUCUGAUGAGGAACAAUAUUCAUAUCCCACCUACACCACUUAUCACAAUGGCAUACAGCCGAUUGAGAGUAUUGAAGAGGAAGAGGAGGAACAAUCAAAUUCCUUAGCUAGUUGGUUAAGUUCGUGGUUUGGUUUUAAUAGGCGAACGAAGAAUAUUGGUAGCACAACACCUUUGCCGCCGUCGCCAUCGCCUACAGAGCCGCCAAGCUGGCUUGAAUCGUGGUUCGGUUUUGGUAGCCAGGCAACGACAACCGAUAGCAUGCCGGAGGAUGCUAGUGCAAAUGAUAAAUGGUUCUUCGGUUGGUUUGACUCGAAACCGAGACGUCGACGCAAGACUACCACAACUACAACCACAGUGCAUACACCAGCCGCACAAGUACCAAUUUUGACAAUUGUCGAUCCACUAAAAAAUCCACAAAAUUGGAUUGGCAUUUUGGCACAUCACAUCAUUAAUGCCACCGCUUCAACAGUCACGCAAAAUCCAAUUAUGAAUGCAAUAUCACAAGCCACGGUCAAUCCGGAUGUGCCACGUAAAGUAACAUACGAUAGAUAUCAGAUUUGGCGGCUAAAGCCAAUAGACGAUACACAGGUGCACACCUUGGAGGAGUACAAGAAAAGUGAGGAUGGUAUAAAGGUCCAAUGGCUAAAGGGUCCCAGUCUAAGAGGUCUAACGGACGUGCUGGUGCCACCAAAACAAUUGCUAGAUUUCGAAGCCAGCCUUAGCUUUGAAUCGAUUGCGCAUGAGGUGCUUAUUUAUGAUGUCGGCAAAGCAAUUGCCUAUGAGCAGGCACAAGAGCAGUUCCACUUAAAUGCCGUCAUGCAUAAGAAUAAAAAAUACCCGCAGAAGCAUCAGCAGCAAGCACUUACCACCAUGUCAUGGCAUAAAUACUAUGAAUAUGAUGAUAUUAUAACACAUUUGGAAAUGUUACGCAUGCGCCACCCACAACUAAUCGAAUUAAUACACAUUGGACGCUCCUAUGAAGGCCGGCCAUUGGUAGUGGUGAAGAUUGAAUCGAAAGAUCAUGCUGCCAGUGUUGCUAGUCAAACGCAAGUGGCACAGAAAAAGUUGAAGAGCAAAAAGCAGACCAAGGAGGCGAAUUCAGUGUUCAUUGAGUCGGGUACACAUGGCCUCGAAUGGAUUGGACCGGCCACUUCGCUCUGGAUGAUCAGUGAACUGUUGCGGCUGAUUAAAAGCAAUAAGACAACCAUAGACAAUGAAUACAUAAAAAAUACUACCUGGUAUUUUAUGCCCAUUCUCAAUCCGGACGGCUACGUUUAUAGUCACAAGUAUGAUCGUUUCUGGCGAAAAACGCGCUCAAGACAUAUCUCUCGACGCAAUGGAAUCAUCGAUUCAGCAAUGACAUGGCUGCAGCAAAAGAAAAUAGCAACACGCGUUUGCUAUGGCGUGGAUUUGGAUCGUAAUUGGCACUACCAGUGGGGCAAGCGGGGUAGCUCGAAAUCGCCCUGUAAUGAAUUGUAUGCCGGACCAGGACCGUUUUCGGAACCCGAAUCUAAGGCGCUAUCCGAAUUUCUCAUUGAUUAUCGCAAGCAGAUUAAGCUCUACAUUUCAUUGCAACAAUAUGGGCAAAUUAUUUCAUAUCCCUUGAAAGCGAACACUUCAUUCAACGCCGAACGCAUUGAUGACUUUCUCGAUGUGGCAAUGGUGGGAACGGAUGGCUUGCGUAAGCGAGGCAGCAAAUCACGCUAUAAAAUCGACUCAACUAGUGAUCUGGUGGAAAAUCGCUCUGGUUGUUCCGAUGCCUUUGCCGCCUAUGAAGUUGGUAUACCCUUCAGCUUCACUAUUCAACUGGCUGACAAUGGAGUGCAUGGUUACUUGCUGCCCAGCGCAUCUAUAGAGCCAACGGCACGUGACGCUUUUGAAAUAAUAACGGCUAUGAUCGAUUAUAUUUGAUAAGUAAAUUAUUUAGCUUCCUAACGAAUCGCGAUCGAUUAAGAACUGUGUAUAGUAUUUGUUUAAAUUGUAAAUAUUACUCAGUAUUUAUUAAAUAGAUUUAG